Molecule: messenger RNA, 2604 nt
Organism: Hylaeus anthracinus
Lineage: Eukaryota; Metazoa; Arthropoda; Insecta; Hymenoptera; Colletidae
Gene: Tre1
Product: protein trapped in endoderm-1
Exons: 6
Coding region: 677-1705 (342 amino acids)
Biological process (GO): G protein-coupled receptor signaling pathway
Cellular component (GO): membrane
Molecular function (GO): G protein-coupled receptor activity
Source: RefSeq, a predicted model, not a curated record
UGAUACGCAGUAAGGAAGAAGUGCCCGAGCGACGUCAGUAUUUGCCGGCACCCCAUUUCGCUCUGUUGACAGUAUUAAUUCGAGCACGUGGCAAUCGUGUUUCCACCACCGGGCCCGUCGACCAUUUCCAGCAUCGCCUGCGACCAUAACAGCCGGCAGUACGAGAAAAGCGCGCCACGCGGAACCAUCCAACCGCUAAGGUGAGCGAACGAGUAUGACGCAUAGUGCGCUCUGUGAUAACUUCGAGUGAAAUUGUGUGAAAUGGAAAAUGAUUGUCCAGGAUCCACUGUGCUUCCAUGAGAGAAUGUUUAGAAUUAUUUGUUGAACUCCAUACCAAUGGGAAUAGUGGAUUCGUAGAGUGACUUGGGAAAGGGUUGAAGAUUCCAGCGCAAUGUGAUUUAACGUGAUAUCGAUAUGAAGUGCUUUUAAUGGAGGCAAUAAAUUUUAUUGGUUGAGAGUGUUAUUAAGCAUAAACUGCACCUGUUGUAACAAGACUUGGGAAUGCAGAUAAUGAAGCUGCAAGUGGUUCAUGAUUUCAAUUGGACACGAUGACUGAUACCGAAAAAAGAAGCGAGUUUGCACCAUUUUGCAUUUCACUUUCUGGAAACGUGCCACGACAGAAGACUACAUAAAUACGAUAAAAACAAAAAUUGGAAAAAAAGAGAAAGAAUAAGAAAUGGACGGUUCCGUAAUAAACGGAACGGUUUUCGGUGUCGCGUUGGGAGGUGACAGUAUGAAGCACUUUCCACGGCCAGUGACUAUCACAGCAGCUGUUUGCGCAAUCGUUUUCAGCAUCGUCGGAGUGGCGGGAAAUUUAGUAACCGUAAUCGCACUCCUAAAAUACACAAGAUUGAGGCGACAUGCCACGACCGCAUUCGUGAUAAGUCUCAGCAUUUCCGACUUGAUUUUUUCUGCGGUGAAUUUACCACUAACUGCGAGCAGAUAUUUAAACGAGGCGUGGGUGCUAGGCGAAACUCUAUGCAAAAUAUUCCCGCUAUUCUUUUAUGGAAACGUCGCAGUGUCCUUGCUCAGCAUGGUGGCGAUUACCCUAAAUCGGUACAUCCUGAUCUCGAGAUCAGACAUAUACGCCCAGCUAUACACCACGCGGCGGAUCAUUCUGAUGCUGAUCGUCAUUUGGACGAUGAGCUUCUGCUUAUUAUUGCCGCCAUUGAUUGGCGUUUGGGGCACUCUGGGCCUGGAACCAAACACCUUCUCCUGCACCAUUCUGAAGAAGAACGGCUCCAGUCCGAAGAAGUUCCUUUUCGUUCUUGGAUUCAUCGUGCCCUGCGUGGUCAUCAGCGUCUCCUACCUGUGCAUUUACUGGCGCGUCAGGAAGAGCAGGAAGAACCUGGAGGCCCACGCUGGCGCCUCGAGGAAGACAGCCAGCGGUUUUCGACGCAGAGAGGACUCCAGAGUCACCAGGUUGAUGCUGACCAUAUUCCUCUGUUUCCUCCUGUGCUUCAUGCCCUUGAUGCUGGUCAACGUGGCCGACGACAAGAUGAAGAUCCCGAUUCUGCACGUGAUAGCCUCGAUUCUAGCGUGGGCCUCGUCAGUGAUCAAUCCCUUCAUCUACGCUGGCACUAAUAAACUGUACAGGGAGGCCUACAAGCAGAUUUUGUGCCCAGUUUCCAGCAAAACGCCGACCACUGGACCAAAACCAACGCACUCGCAUUCCAGUAAAGUCUCGUCGCCGCAGAUGACUUGAGAAAUGAUUGUACGAUAGUUUGUGGGUGAUGUUACUCGCAUUGGAAGUGCUCGAGUUGUUAUCUGAAUUGAAGUGAUAGUUAAUGGGUCUCUAUUGCUAUGGUGUAAAAUACUAAGUGCAGUAACUUAGUUUUGGAAUGUAUGGACUGGUUCAUUAGGAAGAAAGCGACUUAGUAUCUUCGAUAUUUUUAAUGCUGGAAAAUGUUCUUGUAUGUAUGUAUGUAUGUAUGUAUUUUUAUUUGUUCUGCAUGGGAUUUCAACUCCAACUUCCUCCUCCUGCUUUUACACUUCCCCUGCAUUUCCCAUUCUGAAUUAAUCCUUUUAGUUGCUUAGUGUAAAGCCCUGUUAACCCAUACAUGGGUCCUCUUUUUAGUAGAUCACCCUAUGUACUAUAAAUAUCAUCUUUGUCGAAGAUGUGACUGAAAUUCCAUGUAGCUUCGAUUACUGAAGUCUGUUAAAUUGUUAAGUAAAUAUGCCUAAUAUUUUAAUCAUAGCAACGACAGGAAGAUUUUUAAGAAAAUUCUAUAUCAAUACCGAUAUGUAGUAAGAUUAAGCAUUCGAUCUAUAGGACUGGUUAUUAUCAAAUGAUUCGAUGUUAGAAUUAGACUAUUACUCUCCCUUCAAAGUACGUGGCGAUUUGAUCAACAUUUACUUCAAUAAAUGAUAAACACAAAUGCCGAUAGAUAAGUGUACAAAGAAUAAAAUCUUUCAGUUAAGAUUGAUGUAAAUAUAUUAUAGAAAAUAAAUUAUGAUUAAUAAAUGACGACAUUUAUGAUAUAAUGUGGUUUUAACAUCUACACCUUCUAACAAUAUCGGGAAAAAAUGAGGCCUAAAUUAGAUACGUACCAGAGUUUCGUCGUGCCACCCCUUCGAAUAUCAUGUUCUCCUGAUACCAAAAUG